CAGAAACUAAGCAAAAAUAAACAAACAAUACAGACAGGAAAAUAAGCAGCGCGUGCCUGGGAAGAGUUUUUUCGCCGAAAAGGACCGCACACCGGAACACCGGAACCAGGACGACAGACGCACUGCAUCGCGGGCAACGACGAGGCGCAGGCAAUCCGAGUAAACCGAGCGACAAAUGGCCGCGGCCACCAACAGCGAUUCCGCAUCCACCUCCGGCGUGGAGGCCAAGGAGGAGAUGCUGGAGAUGUCGAUGCCGCCGAUCCUGGCCAGAUCGACCCCCAUGCCCAUGCCCACGCCAGCGUCCAGCGCGUCCAAGGGCAUUAUGAUAACGCCGCCGCCGCCGGCGAUGCCGCCCACGCCCACCUCGUCGCCCAACACGCACGGCGAGUGGCCGCACAUGAACAUCAACCUCAACCUGAACCUUAACCUGAACCUGAGUUCGAAUCCCAGCGCUGCAGCGAAUGCAAAUGCAUCAUUCCAGCUGAGCAGAGACCGGGGCGAGCACUUCGCCCUGCCGCACCUGCCGCCCCUGCCGCUGAAUCCGAAUGCGCCCAAUGCCGAGUAUCUGCCCAGCCUGAUCCAUCCGAGCACUUUGCCCUCGGGCAGCAAGAGCUUCAAGAUGCGGCCGCGGAUGCAGCGGCUGAAGCACUCCUACAGCUACAGCAACAUAAUCGUCCAGUCGAACGGCCGCAAGCUGCGCACCGCCGCCUCCACCUGCAACAUCGAGCUGCUCAACCGCAUUUUGGAGGGCGGAGCUAAUCCCAAUGCCGCCGACGAGUACAAUCGCAGUCCGCUGCAUCUGGCCGCCUGUCGCGGCUACAUACCCAUUGUCCAGCAGCUGCUCAAGUACGGCGCCAAUCCGAAUGUCGUGGACUCGCUGGGGAAUACUCCCCUCCAUUUGGCUGUGAUCUCGGCCAGCUCCAAUAACUUUAACAUUGUGGUCGGCGUGCUGCUGCAGGGCGGCGCCAGUGUCCACAUGUACGAUCGCAGCAACAAGUCACCGCUGGAGUUGGCCGAGGCCAAGCUGCGGCUGCUGCGCAAUCGCUACGAUCAUCCCACGCCGGAAACGGCCAAGAUCCUGGAGGACAUGUGCAUGCUGACCACGCUGAUCUUGCGCUACAUGGUGAAGCAGCAGCGCGAGCUGGAGGAUCUCUCGGCGCUGGAGAAGCGCCUGCAGAACCUGAGCACCAGCGACGACCAGGAGCAGGUCGUGUCGCAGACCGCGGACGAGCUGCUCGCCAGCGUCGAGCGGCUGUCCAUCAACAACAAGUAGACGGGGACGCUUGCUGGACGCUGGACGCCAAGGGAACCCAUCCGCAGGCGGGUCCAAAUUGCGUUCGAUGAGUUGAGAAAAAAGUGAUUUGUUUAUCGUUUCCUAAUUUGGCUGCCGUUGAGCUGGAGUUGGCAUCGUGACGAGCAGCUGGAGGAGCAAGAGGUCCUGAUUCCCAUCCUGCGAUCUCAUCAAGCUGCCAAAUGCGACCAACGCUCUCACACACACACAAGCACACACACCCCACACAAACAGAAGAAAACACACAUUGUUUCAUGCGAUCUUUUUUUAAGUAUUUCAUUUAAGGUUCAUUGUUUACGCGAACAAUCAACAAACAUGAUUAAAUUUUAAGCUUUACGUUUAGCGCGCCAAAAACAAAAUCAAGUUAUAUAUUAAUGAUGCAAUCGCAACUCAAGAGGACACCUAACAAUUUGCUACAUUACAUUUAACUAAAUGACUACAUUACAUGGAAAUCGUUAAGUGUCUAUUGUAUACUACAACAAAAAACCAUAAGCGUGUAAACACUCUCUGAACAAUAAACGAAAAACCAAACGGCCAUUCGACUUAAUCCGCAGAUCAAGCCGAAAUCUGUAACAUCAUAUAGAA
This is a messenger RNA of Drosophila takahashii, 1876 nucleotides long. NCBI's taxonomy places the organism in Eukaryota, Metazoa, Arthropoda, Insecta, Diptera, Drosophilidae. The record is from RefSeq and is a predicted model, not a curated record.